Amaranthus tricolor (Joseph's coat) is the source of this 5271-nucleotide messenger RNA. Its product is annotated as probable phosphoribosylformylglycinamidine synthase, chloroplastic/mitochondrial. NCBI's taxonomy places the organism in Eukaryota, Viridiplantae, Streptophyta, Magnoliopsida, Caryophyllales, Amaranthaceae. Gene Ontology annotation, molecular function: phosphoribosylformylglycinamidine synthase activity. The coding region runs from base 206 to 4441 and encodes 1411 amino acids. Gene Ontology annotation, biological process: 'de novo' IMP biosynthetic process. The record is from RefSeq and is a predicted model, not a curated record. The transcript has 4 exons.
AAAAAAAAAUUUCUAAUCGUAAUUGAGAACGUCCUAAACCCUCGUUUAAGUCCCCAUUCUCUUGUCUCUCAUUCAAACCCUAGUCCCUACGCAGGUUCUCCUUCACUUCCUCACUCUCACAGACUGUUCUCACCGUUCGUCUACCGCUGCUCUGUUUUCACCUGCGGCUGCUCCUCCUACUUCCUGCAAGCCUGUCGCCUGCCGGAUGGCAACCCGCUCCAAUUUUAUGGGUUCCAAACUAUUGAACCCAGAAUUGAAGGGUUAUGGACAACGUAAAUUAUUUCUGUCUCGAAAUUCUAUUAGCACGCGUAAAAAUUUAGGCCAUGGGCUGGUUCGUUGCUCUGGUCAAUUACCAAAUUUUCUUAACCAUAGUGUUGGUUUGAAGAGUUCAAAGUUAGGGAAGCUGAAGGCUAUUGUUUCAGGAGAUGUCCCGGUUGCAUUAAGUGAAGAAUUACCACAGUCGGUGGAUGAGGUAACUCAUUUUUUCCGUGUUCCGCUGAUUCAAGAUAAUGCUGCUGAUGAGUUAUUGAGGUCAAUUCAGACAAAGAUAUCGAACGAAAUAAUUGAUUUGAAAACUGAACAGUGUUUUAAUGUUGGGUUGGAAACUGAUCUUUCAAGUGAAAAACUUUUAGCUGUUAGGUGGCUGUUGGGUGAGACUUAUGAACCUGAAAAUUUAGGGACAAAGAGCUUUCUUGAUAAGGAGACAAUGGAAGGUUGCAAUUCCAUAGUUGUCGAGGUAGGACCUAGAUUAUCCUUUACAACAGCAUGGUCCACUAAUGCUGUAUCAAUUUUCCGAUCAUGUGGUUUAACUGAGGUAAAUCGCCUUGAACGUUCUAGGAGGUACAAGUUGUUUUCUAAGAAUUCUUUGUCAGAACAGCAGAUACAUGAAUUCGCUUCCAUGGUUCAUGAUCGAAUGACUGAAUGUGUGUAUACUCAAAGGCUUACAAGCUUUAAGACAAAUGUGGUGCCUGAGGAAGUUCAGUAUGUGCAAGUGAUGGAAAAAGGUAGAAAGGCGCUUGAAGAAAUUAACGGAAAAAUGGGUUUGGCAUUUGAUGAGCAAGAUCUUCAGUAUUAUACUUGGCUUUUCAAGGAAGACAUUAAGCGGAACCCUACUAAUGUUGAAUUAUUUGAUAUUGCGCAGUCUAAUAGUGAACACAGCAGGCAUUGGUUUUUUACCGGUAAAUUGGUGAUAGAUGGUAUACCUGUGGAAAGGACCCUUAUGCAGAUUGUGAAGAGUACGCUGAAGGCAAACCCUAACAAUUCAGUGAUUGGGUUCAAGGAUAAUUCUAGUGCAAUAAGAGGAUUUAUUGUGAAUCAAUUGCGCCCUCUUUUGCCAGGUUUAACCUGUCCUUUGGAUGUGCAGAAACGUGAUCUUGAUAUUCUCUUUACUGCUGAGACUCACAAUUUCCCGUGUGCUGUUGCUCCUUACCCUGGUGCAGAAACUGGGGCGGGUGGUAGGAUUAGGGAUACACAUGCUACAGGUAGAGGAUCAUUUGUAGUGGCUGCUACAGCAGGUUAUUGUGUUGGAAACUUGAAUAUGGAAGGUUCUUAUGCCCCUUGGGAAGAUCCGUCAUUUACUUAUCCUUCGAACUUAGCUUCACCUUUGCAAAUUCUCAUUGAUGCCAGCAAUGGUGCUUCUGAUUAUGGGAACAAAUUUGGGGAACCCUUGAUUCAGGGUUACACUAGGACUUUUGGGAUGAGGCUUCCAAAUGGUGAGAGGCGGGAAUGGUUGAAGCCGAUAAUGUUUAGUGCUGGAAUAGGGCAAAUUGAGCACGUCCAUAUAACCAAGGGCGAGCCUGAAAUUGGCAUGCUAGUUGUAAAGAUUGGUGGCCCUGCUUAUCGCAUUGGGAUGGGAGGAGGUGCUGCUUCGAGUAUGGUGAGUGGUCAGAAUGAUGCUGAGCUUGAUUUUAAUGCUGUACAGCGUGGAGAUGCAGAAAUGGCACAGAAAUUGUAUCGUGUUGUUCGUGCAUGUGUUGAAAUGGGUGAUAAAAAUCCUAUUAUAAGCAUCCAUGAUCAAGGUGCGGGUGGUAAUUGUAAUGUUGUAAAGGAGAUAAUUUAUCCUAAGGGUGCUCAAAUUGAUAUCAGGGCUGUAGUAGUUGGUGAUCACACAAUGUCAAUAUUGGAGAUAUGGGGUGCAGAGUAUCAGGAGCAAGAUGCCAUAUUGGUGAAGGCUGAGAGUCGUAGCAUGUUACAAUCAAUUUGUGAUAGAGAGAGGUUAUCGAUGGCUGUGAUUGGAACUAUCAAUGGGGCAGGACGUGUUGUUUUGGUUGAUGGUGCUGCUAUUGAGAAAAGCCGUCUUGACGGAGUCCCCCCUCCCCCUCCCGCGGUAGAUCUUGAGCUUGAAAAGGUGCUUGGUGACAUGCCUCAGAAAACUUUUGAGUUCCAGCGUGUUGCCCAUCCUCAAGAGCCACUUGAUAUUGCUCCUGGAACAACAGUGAUGGAUUCCUUGAAAAGGGUGUUAAGACUCCCAUCUGUGUGCUCAAAGCGUUUCUUAACCACAAAGGUGGAUAGGUGUGUCACUGGCCUUGUCGCGCAGCAGCAGACUGUGGGCCCCUUACAAAUUACUCUUGCUGAUGUAGCAGUUAUUGCCCAGAGCUACACCAACUUCACUGGAGGUGCUUGUGCUAUUGGCGAGCAGCCUAUUAAGGGUUUGUUGAAUCCUAAAGCAAUGGCAAGAUUAGCUGUUGGUGAAGCACUCACAAAUCUCAUAUGGGCGAAAAUUACAUCUCUUUCAGAUGUUAAAGCCAGUGGCAACUGGAUGUAUGCUGCCAAGCUUGAUGGGGAAGGUGCAAACAUGUAUGAUGCUGCCACAGCCCUUUCUGAAGCCAUGAUUGAACUUGGUAUUGCUAUAGAUGGUGGAAAAGAUAGUCUUUCCAUGGCUGCCAAUGCAGGUGGUGAGGUCGUCAAAGCCCCAGGAAAUCUUGUAAUCAGCGCCUACGUAACUACUCCUGACAUAACAAAAACUGUUACUCCAGAUCUAAAGCUAGAAGAUAAUGGAGUUUUGAUUUAUAUUGAUCUGGCUAAAGGAAAGCGCCGCCUAGGGGGUUCUGCACUUGCCCAGGCCUUUGAUCAAAUUGGCAGCCAGUCUCCUGAUCUUGAUGAUGUCCCUUACUUUAAGAGAUCAUUCAAUGCAGUUCAGGAUCUAAUCGCAGAUGAUCUCAUUUCUGCUGGUCAUGAUGUUAGUGAUGGUGGGUUACUUGUCAGCCUCCUGGAGAUGGCUUUUGCAGGAAACUGUGGGCUUUCUCUGGAACUAAAAUCUGAAGGGCAUAGUCUUUUUGAAACUCUCUUUGCUGAGGAGCUAGGUUUGAUUCUUGAGGUCGACACAAUGUUAGUGGAAUCAGUAAAGGGGAAAUUAAGUAGUGCUGGCAUCUCGUCGGAGAUCAUUGGCCGAGUCACUUCAGGGAAAACUAUUGAUUUGGCAGUUGACGGGAUCAUUCAUUUGAACGAAGAUGUGGCUUACUUGAGGGAUAUGUGGGAAGAAACCAGUUUCAAUUUAGAAAAAUUCCAAAGGUUGGCCUCAUGUGUUGAAUCAGAGAAAGAAGGUUUAAAGCAUCGACAAGAACCUUCUUGGUCUUUGUCCUUCACCCCUGCUGUUACAGAUGAUAAAUACAUGCUUGCAACCACCAAACCAAAAGUGGCCAUUCUCCGUGAGGAAGGUAGCAAUGGUGAUAGAGAAAUGUCAGCUGCAUUCUAUGCUGCUGGUUUUGAGCCAUGGGAUGUUGCGAUGUCAGACCUCCUUAGUGGAACUGUUUCUUUGAAAGAAUUUCGUGGGAUUGCAUUUGUUGGAGGCUUUAGUUAUGCCGAUGUUCUUGAUUCAGCUAAGGGUUGGUCAGCUUCGAUAAGAUUUAAUCAACCUCUUCUAGAUCAAUUUCAAGAAUUCUACCAUCGACCUGAUACUUUCAGUCUCGGGGUCUGCAACGGUUGUCAGCUUAUGGCUUUACUUGGAUGGAUCCCGGGCCCGGAAGUUGGCGGUGUACAUGGUAAUGGUGGUGAUACUGCACAACCUAGGUUCAUCCACAACGAAUCGGGACGAUUUGAAUGCCGUUUCACAAGUGUGUCAAUUGGAGACUCUCCUGCUAUUAUGUUAAAAGGAAUGAAAGGUAGUACCCUAGGUGUAUGGGCUGCUCACGGUGAGGGAAGAGCCUAUUUUCCAGAUACUGAUGUUCUAAACAGUGUUCUUGGUUCUGAUUUAGCUCCCUUGAGAUACUGUGACGACCUUGGGAAACCAACAGAAACGUACCCAUUUAACCUUAAUGGAUCCCCUCUUGGGAUUGCGGCUAUCUGCUCUCCAGAUGGCAGGCAUCUGGCUAUGAUGCCUCACCCUGAGCGUUGCUUCUUAAUGUGGCAAUACCCCUGGUAUCCAAAGCACUGGAAUGUUGAUAAGAAGGGGCCAAGUCCAUGGUUGCGGUUGUUCCAAAAUGCUCGUGAAUGGUGUUCGUAAUUUCUUUCGGCAGUCAUUCUUAUUCCUUGCAUUUAGCGUAAGGAUACUAUCAUAUCUUGAACUACCACCUAUAUUUUCAUCCUUUUGGCCUCUUGGUUCCCCCCUCUCCCUCAAAAAAAUAAGUUAUUUGUCUUCUAAAACACAUUUUUUGCUCAGACCUUCCAAAUUUGUUACAACAAUUAGAUUCACAUUUUGUGCUCUUCAACUGCACCUGACAACUGUUAAAGCAAGUUCUUAUGGAAUAAUUAACAUUGAUGGCAUAAAAGAGGUUGUUUCAUCAUCCAUUGCAACCUCGAGGGGCUAUUACUGUCUUUAGUUACUACCGGGUCGUCUCCACAAAGAUCCCCUCUUUUCUUGCUAAGUUACCUCUUGGUGAGUACCGGGCUUUCAUCUUUUUCAAAGGCUCAAGCGCAACUACAACAUUUCACUAUCCCAAUGCCGUUAAAUGGCUUCCACCUAGGAUGGGGUUUGAGAGAGUCAGAUGUUAUUAUAGAUGCUGACACUAUUGAUAAAGAUUUCGAGAUUUUAGAAGCAGUAGCAAUCAAGUGUAACAAUUAUUUACAUAAAUCUGUAUAAACUAAAUUGCAAUGUAAGCAGAAGUUUGCGAACCUUGAUAGUAGCACUUGAUAUUUACUGUGAAAUCCGAGUUGACGACAUGUCUGCCAUUGCUGAGCUUAAUGAAGCUGCGGAUGCUGCUUCCAUUGAUGAUUGCUUUCUGAAAUAAUGAAGAGUAAUGUACAAGUUGGUAAUCCUAGUAUAGUGGUCUUCAUCUGAAAGUAAUUUUAAUGGACAAAUUAGUUUAGUUGAUAUGAUAAGUUUGUUUUUGAUAG